GCGCACAAAACGCACGCACGGGCGCCGCAGACGAGUCGAUUGUUAUGGCGAUGUGCAGAUGGCUGCAAGCGUCGCUGCGCCGGAGAUCACGCCCGACGCUGACAAGAAUACCGGCGCCGUCGACGACGCUUCCCGACAGCGCACGCUGAGGACCGUCGGCGGUUACGUGGUCUACCCCGUGCUGGUGGUUUUUUGGCUGCUGCGAUGGCUACUCACGAGUGUGUUCACGGUUUUGCUGUUCGUUUUCCGCGGCGGCCGCAGCCACGGAUUCGUGGGGCGACACUACGGCCAUCUGUCGGCGUCGGCCGGCACCUCCGACGCAAUGGCGGCGUCCAGUGCGGAGCCCGACGGUAACUUGCUGAUUCGCCAGAAACAACAUCACAAGCGGGCCUUUGACUUUCUCUCCAAGGCUCUCAAGUACGAUGAAGAGAACGACGACCUCAAAGAACUGGCCAUCGACCUCUACCGCAAGGGUAUCGACGAACUGCAGAAGGGAAUUGCCAUUGACUUCUCCCAAGGAAAAGGUCCUUCCUGGGAGAGAGCACACAGGCUGACGGACAAGAUGAGGGUCAACCUUGAUAUGGCCAAGGACAGGCUCGACUUUCUAGAGAGCAUGGUCAAGAUUGAGCACCUUGGAGAUGAGCUGCCCUGGCAUGCGGGGGUGGCCCGCCCCCAGGCCAACCAGAAGCGGCGAGCAUGGCAGAAAGUGGCGCCUGGCCAGGACGCAGCCACAAAUCAGGAUGGCCCCUCGUGGCUAAAGAUGGCCGAAAACGGCAGUGCCAAUGGUCAGCCGGGCGACAGGCACAAGCGCUGCAUGUCGCCGACGCUGUCGCCCAAGACGCCAUCUGGUGUCACACUGAAGAACCAGGUAGCAACAACGUCGCGGCCAGGAGUGGCGACGCAGGCAGUCACUCCGAGGGCCCAGACGCUGCCUCGCAACACGACGACUGGGGGCGCCCGGACGACGGCCAAGUCCCCAUCACGGCUUGGUCGACCGGCCGCCAAUGAUGCUGCGGCGACGCCAACGCCAACGGCAGCAAGGCGGCGGAUAAACCAGCAACAGCCGAAUGCCCAGCAGCCCAGGGGUCGACAGCAGCCUCCUGGGGUCGCACGACCCGGUGCCCGAGGCUCUUUUCGUGGUGGUGAAGGGAGGCGGGUUUCAACGCUCAAGGGUGUUGACUCUCGGCUGGCACACAUGAUCCUGGAUGAGAUCGUGGAUGGCGGCCCUGAGGUGCUCUUCAGCGACAUUGCUGGCCAGGAAGUGGCCAAGCAGGCCCUCAGCGAGAUGGUCAUACUGCCUACAGAUCGGCCAGAGCUGUUCACAGGUCUGAGGGCACCACCCAAGGGCCUGUUGCUCUUUGGGCCCCCGGGCAACGGCAAGACCAUGCUGGCCAAGGCAGUGGCCCACGAGUCCCACUCCACGUUCCUCAACAUCAGCGCGGCUUCACUCACUUCCAAAUACGUUGGCGAAGGUGAAAAGCUGGUGCGAGCCCUGUUUGCAGUUGCACGAGAACUGCAACCCAGCAUCAUCUUCAUUGAUGAGGUUGACUCCUUGCUGAGUGAGAGGAAGGACAAUGAGCAUGAGGCGACAAGGAGACUCAAGACUGAAUUCCUCGUCGAGUUUGAUGGGCUCCACACCGGGAGUGAAGAGCGGAUUCUCGUGAUGGGUGCCACAAACAGGCCUCAAGAGUUGGAUGAUGCCGCACUUAGGCGUUUUACAAAGCGGGUGUAUGUGACCCUACCUGACGAGAACACGCGGGUUGUACUCCUAGAAAAACUGCUCAGGAAGCAGAACAGCCCGCUGUCUCUAGACAAGCUCAAGUACCUGGCCAGGGUGACCAGUGGCUACUCUGGAAGUGACCUGACUGCACUAGCCAAAGACGCUGCGUUAGGUCCAAUCAGAGAGCUCAAUCCUGAGCAAGUCAGGUGUGUCGACCCCAAAAAGAUGCGGAACAUCACCCUCGAGGAUUUCAUGACAUCGCUCAAGAAGGUUCGCUGCAGCGUCUCGUCGCAGAGCCUGGAGUUCUACGAGCGAUGGAACCAGGAGUUUGGCGACAUCACCGUCUGACGACGUCGCUGCGCCUUGUUGAGGCCACGGUCAUCGCUGCCAUCGCGUUUCUUUUCCCUUGUUUGCACUGACACGGAGGGCUCUGUACAUAGCAACACAACGUCGCUGGCCUGCUCAUGCAUGUUACGCUUACUUUUUUUUUAAAACUCAUUGUGCCAUUUCUGCAGCACGACCUCUGUGAAUGAAAGUUUACUCUAAUAUUGUUGGGCGGAAGUUCAGUUUCAGUGCCUUUCUGGUGCAACAAUUGGUGUUGGCAUGUAGGACAGUUUGUACGCCUGAAAGGCAGUUAAAAAACGUGCGUGCGGUGAGGAAACAUAUUUAUGCUGUUUUUGCCAGGCUUCAAAAUUACUGCCACAGCUUUUGCGAAAGCGUGAAGUCUUGCCUGGCAUGCCCAGUUCCAAGCAUAGGUGUUGCAUCCAUGAUGCCAGAGCUAAAUUAUCUUUUGUGCCCUGAUGACUUGUUUGAAGGUCCUCUCGUUACGUUGCCGCUUCACUUCAUUCAUUAUUUGGAGGUCUUGCUGCAGAGGUGCAUUGUUGCUGUACAUAAUACCAACGGGCCAUAUGAACUUUGCAUGUGCGGACAAUCUUCCAGUGGACAGACAGUGUUAGCAAUGCCACGUGAUGUUCAUACAGCUUUCCCGAGAGAACGCUUUCUCUGUUUCAAGAGAAAUGAGCUGCAAUACAUGUGCAAGAGAUGAGUAUGCAUUCUUUGUUUUACUGUUUUUAAUCUGCGUACUUGCAGUGACUGUCCAGUUUGGAAAGCUUGUUCUGUGUGCUUGAACUAGGAACACAUUUUAGCAUAGAUCUCGUUAGAUUUCUCGACUUAGUUUGUGGAAGUGCUUUAAUGAAGGGAGCACAUGAAUUGGUGUACAGCUGGCUUGCUGUUAAAAUAUUUAAUGCAUCCUUGUAGUUGGCAUUAAUAUUGUGUCAUAUCCAAGGCUUGUAAUUUGAAAAAAUGCCUCCAACUUCUAGGAGCAUGUUUCUGUAUUCUCACAGCGAUGCACUUAAGCACUCUCGUAGACUUCUUUGAAAAAGGGAAAAAAAGGACUUUGGUCUCGGUCUGUUCCCCAGCAUUGUCCAAUAAUAUAAGCAUAAUGUUUUUGACUUCCACUGUGCCCAUCUUUUAGAGUUUAGAUGUUCAGUUUAGAGGAUAUGUGAAUUUAGUCAGGCUGAGUUCUCAUGUCACAAAGGCAAAUGCACUGAAUCUAAUUUUGACUGAUAUGGAUAUUACGAGUUAGAAACAAAACAUUAGAAUAAUAAGCAUUAGUAUUUAGCAACUACUUUUGCUGCUCUUCCGUAAUAUGCGAGUGUGAGCUCAUAUAGAGUAAGAAGUUUGCGUAAGGUUUGAUGAGGCAGGUGAGUUUCAGCCAUAUAGUUUUCAUUGUGGUUUCUUAGAGGGUUUUUCUCUCAUACACUCUAAUGAAAUUUUGGACCUUUUUGGGCUUAUCUUGUUGUUAAACAAUAGUCAUCAUCUAUCUUGCUUGCCUUUUCUUUCAAUGCUGCCAGGACCCAAAGUGCAUGUGCGUUAUCAGCAUGACAUGGCAUUCUUGACAGUGUGAAAUGGCAGCAGGAAAGUAGUGAGCAUAACAGUUUUCAAGAAAAGAAACGCGAGCAAGACAGAUACGUCCUAAGAGGUGUAAACUACUUUGGAAUGCAUAUGCAUGAGAGUUACAGCUUGACUUCUGGACGUGCUUUUUGAAUGGGUCUCUGAUAGCAUCUUCAGUGCUUGAAUGGUGCCGAGUGCAAACAGUGCGCUCCUGCAACAGUGGUAGUAGCCAUUGAUUCGGGAUGCUAUCUAGCAUGCUUGCAAGGUAAACUUUUUUCAGUGCCAAGGAAAUGUAUUCGCAUGCAAUCACUGGGACUUGAGUUCGUGCGCCCUUUCGCUAUACUGAUUUGAUGCUUCAACUGUUCUGCAAAAGCCUUUGUACCCAAGAGCGAUGCUUGCUUUUCUGCUUACUGUAGCAGAACAUGAAAGGUCUUUCUUGGUGACCUCAGUGCCGCAUCGUUUAGUCACUUGAUAUUGCAAACAUAGCCUCGCAGGAGAUUUGCUUCAAUCACUCAAGACUGGCAGCAUCAACAAUUUUCGUUAAUCACUGCAGGGGUGAAGUUAAAAGCUGUGAUUUCUUGUUACCAACAUCUGUGCCGUCCUUUGGGAUCUUCGUUUCUUGUUGCACUGGUGCUAAUGUUUUCCUCAUAGAAAUGCUUAAGAUAUUUUGCACUGGGGAGUAUUUUUCAUAUAGAGGAUUGCAACAGAAGCCAGUGUUUCAAACGAUAGUAACCUUUCAACUUGUCUGGCAAUAUUGGCACCUUUCCUGCAGGCCUGGUGCUUCUCAGUUUGUGCUAGUACCCUCACUCGAGAUGUUUCAGCAGCUUUACCAGAUCAUAAGCCUCAUUAUCAAGCACGCAGAAACUCGGUCUUCGCCUCCCAACAGUUUUUUAUUUUUCAAAGGGGUUGUUUCUCUUUGCCAAUUCUCAUUACAUGUGUGCAGUAGUAGGGGCUCGGAAUCUGUCAUAGCUUGCAAGACAGUUCAUAAAUAUGGAGAGAAAUGCUGUGUUCUUCCUUCAAAUGACAGUGCCACCACUAAACUUGUGUCCUGCUACUCUUCAUGUUCAUCGGUGGUUGCACCAUGCAUUUUGCAGCUGUACACUGCACUGCCAUAUGACACGGAACAUUCUGUAUGAUCUAGAGCCUAAUUUUGCAGUUUUACUUGUGUUGAGCUUCAAAAACUAUGAUUGCUUCAACGGGAAAAGAAAAAAACCUAGUGUACUAAGCAUGAGCCAAGCAGGUUUCGGGCAUGAGUAUGCUUGAGGAGCAAGCGUCACUUGAAUGCUAGUUAGUUAACCCUUGUGAUAUUGAACCGCACUGUACAUAGCUUAUGCCACAUCGCUCGCCGCUUUUCACGCUGUACAUAACCCUCGCAAAAAAACACACAUUCAACUCCUUUUGGGGCCCUUUGCUUUCCACGCUCGUGCCGUUCGAAUUUGCUUAGCUGCAAACGAAACGUGCACUUGAAGCAGACGCGUGUUCCAGGCGUGGCGUCAGCUCUGCUCCUCGUCACACGACGUGAAGCGAGUGGGACGCAUGCGCGGCCGAGAUUGGGUAUAGUUCAAGCGAGAGCCACAGGAGGGCAUUUGUGUUAAAAACCUAUGCACGUGACAUUGUCACAUUCAUUGCAAUGCUUGUAUUUCCUGCCUGUGCGUGUAUAUAGUAUUUUGCCAUUUUCCGGGAAUGUAGUUGUUCUGCUGGACCAGAAUUGUUUGUGCCGCUUUAUACAAACCUGCUUUGUAAGAAAAUUCCUCCUCCGUUCAUUUUUUUUUUUGCCUGUUGAUAGUUUACAGCUAGGUCGCGAAAGGAAUGUUUUUAAAAUAAAUAUGGUUUUUACUGAA
Dermacentor silvarum is the source of this 5454-nucleotide messenger RNA. RefSeq names its product spastin-like (gene spas). The record is from RefSeq and is a predicted model, not a curated record. Gene Ontology annotation, molecular function: microtubule severing ATPase activity; ATP binding; ATP hydrolysis activity. Lineage: Eukaryota; Metazoa; Arthropoda; Arachnida; Ixodida; Ixodidae. Gene Ontology annotation, cellular component: microtubule cytoskeleton.